Rangifer tarandus platyrhynchus (Svalbard reindeer) is the source of this 282-nucleotide messenger RNA. Lineage: Eukaryota; Metazoa; Chordata; Mammalia; Artiodactyla; Cervidae. The record is from the annotation of a GenBank genome assembly.
AUGCGCUCGAACGUCCAGGCGCUGAGGGACCGGGGUGGGCCAAGUGGGCGGCAGGAGCGGCUCUGGGACGGCGGGCAGUGCUUUCAGGGUGCUCCAGGGUGGAGCCGCUCCAGCCCAUGGGGCCCACAGUCCAGAAAAGGUGCCUCCACCGUCCUGCCGCCCCCAGAGGUCCUAGGAUCGCCCAGGUACCAGGGAGCAGCUGAGCUGCGGGCACCGAACCAAUACAGGGGACCAAGACGCUGGUCAGGCCGGCAGCCCCCGGGGCAGCCCGGCUCUGCCUGA